AUGCCCACAAUAUCAGUAAAACGUGAUGCUCUUUUUACAGCACUUGGCAAAAGUUACACUGACGAUGAGUUUCAGGAUUUGUGUUUUGCAUUUGGACUGGAGCUAGAUGAAGUGACUACAGAGAAACAGAUGUUGAUGAAGGAGCAGGGAGACCAGGCAGGGGCUGGAGUGUCAGAAGAAAUCUUGUAUAGAAUAGAUAUUCCUGCCAACAGAUACGAUCUGCUUUGUCUAGAAGGACUAGUAGAUGGUCUCUUAGUAUUCCAGGGGAAGAAAGCACCGCCGCAAUACACUUUGAAGAAAUAUGAAGACUGCCACUCGUUGCAUUUAACUCCUGCCACAGCACUCAUCCGACCCUAUGCUGUAGCUGCUGUACUCAGAGGUGUCACGUUUACCAAGGAAUCAUAUGAUAGCUUCAUUGACUUACAGGAUAAAUUACACCAGAACAUAUGCCGAAAACGUACAUUGGUGGCUAUUGGCACGCAUGAUUUGGACACCAUACAGGGACCAUUUGUAUAUGAUGCAUUACCACCUACUCAGAUUAAGUUCAAAGCUCUUAACCAACAGAAGGAAACCACCGCUUCUGAACUUAUGGAACUUUACUCCACACAUGCCCAGCUGAAACAGUACCUUGGCAUCAUCAAAGACAGCCCGGUGUACCCCAUCAUCAAAGAUAAGAAUGGAGUAGUGUUGUCCAUGCCACCCAUCAUCAACGGAGAUCAUUCCAAAAUCACGCUUAACACCAAAAAUGUAUUUAUUGAGUGUACAGCAACAGAUUUGACAAAGGCCAUCGUAGUUCUAGAUACAAUAGUGAGCCUGUUCUCUAAAUAUUGUGCGGACGAGUAUUCGGUGGAACAGUGUAAAGUGUUCGCCUCGGACGGCACUUACGAGCUCUAUCCCAAGAUGGAGUCCCGAGAGGAAGUCAUUCAUUUGGACAAAGCCAAUCGUUAUAUCGGCAUCAACGCGAGCGGCGACCACGUAGCGAGUUUGCUGUCUCGAAUGUGUCUAUCUGCGACCCAUCGCGACUCUGUCGUGCGAGUGCGGGUGCCGCCCACGCGCCAUGACGUCAUACACGCUUGCGACCUGUACGAGGACAUUGCAAUCGCCUAUGGUUACAAUCGGAUAGAACGUCGUCCAGCUCAAGUUGUGACAGCAGGCGGUCAAGACCCCGUAAACAAAUUAACUGAACAAUUACGACACGAGUGCGCUCAUGCUGGGUAUACGGAGGCGCUCACAUUCACACUGUGUUCUCGAGAGGAUGUAGCUACAAAACUAGCUGUAAAAAUUGAAGACGUUCCUGCAGCGCAUAUCUCAAACCCUAAGACAUUGGAAUUCCAAGUUGUUCGCACACGUCUUUUAUCUGGCCUACUAAAAACUUUGGCUGCUAACAAGAAGAUGCCUUUGCCUCUAAAGCUAUUUGAAAUUAGUGAUGUGGUAUUGCAAGAUAACAGUGUUGAAACUGGAGCUCGCAACGAACGACGGCUGUGUGCUGUGCACUGCGGACGAUCCGCUGGCUUUCAGUUUGUGCACGGCCUUCUAGAUCGCAUCAUGUUAUUGCUUCGAGAAACAUGGGACAAACAAACCGGAUACUUCCUACGACAAUGCGAAGAUCCUGCGUACUUCCCGGGACGUUGCGCUGAGGUGAUACUGCGAGGGCGUGUGAUCGGCAAGAUAGGGGUCAUUCACCCUAGCGUGCUUGCCUCCUUCGAUCUCACUAACCCGUGCUCAGCCGUAGAGAUUAACAUCGAGCCAUUUGUAUAA
This is a messenger RNA of Arctia plantaginis, 1758 nucleotides long. The record is from the annotation of a GenBank genome assembly. Lineage: Eukaryota; Metazoa; Arthropoda; Insecta; Lepidoptera; Erebidae.